Messenger RNA from Cuscuta epithymum, 1692 nucleotides. Lineage: Eukaryota; Viridiplantae; Streptophyta; Magnoliopsida; Solanales; Convolvulaceae. The record is from the annotation of a GenBank genome assembly.
AAGGCGCAAUUAGAGGUAGUCAACUAGUCAUCUACUCCUCUUCAAGAAGUUGACCCCACCGAUCGUCUUCCUAAUACCUUCCGCGCUCUUGUUGCCAUCGCCUACGGAAGAUUUCUCUUCAUCCUGUUCGGCUCAUUCACCAGCCAUGGAUCUGCAACUAUGGGAGAGCAUGAAAGAGGCAAUCAAAUCAUUCACAUCUCUAUCUCCAGCAGCUCUAUUCACUAUUGCUGCUCUAUUCAUUGCCAUCUAUUAUGUAGCUUCUGCACUUUUCGGGCCCUCCGAUCAUAGCGACUACCAGAGGGUCAGGGAUUCGGAGGAGGAGAGUAAGCCUCUUCCGCCGCCGGUUCAGGUCGGGGAUAUCAGCGAGGAGGAGUUGAAGCAGUAUGAUGGGUCUGAUCCUAACAAGCCUUUGCUUAUGGCCAUCAAGGCUCAGAUCUAUGAUGUAACUCAAAGCAGAAUGUUUUAUGGACCAGGAGGACCAUAUGCUUUGUUUGCUGGAAAGGAUGCGAGUAGAGCACUUGCUAAGAUGUCUUUUGAGGAGAAAGAUCUUACAGGCGACAUCUCUGGGCUUGGCCCAUUUGAGCUCGAGGCUCUACAAGAUUGGGAGUACAAGUUUAUGAGCAAAUAUGUCAAGGUUGGAACUGUGAAGCAGCAAGUGGCUGGAAGUGAAGAAGCAAUAGCUGCUGCUACGAAUGGUGAAGCUUCUUCAGAAGUAACUACUGAACAUGAUGAGGCCGUUAAGCCCGGAGAAGAUGUCUCAUCAGAGAGUGCUAGUAAGGACGGCCCGUCCGAAACCGUUACCCAUGUGGAGAGUACCACACCAGAAAGUAUUAUUGCAAAUGAUGGAAAUGCUGAGAAAAAGGAGUAGAAGGCUGUCUUAUUGUUAGCAAGGAAAACUGUCGAGGGGGAGAGCUAAUAGCUAAUAACAUUACUUCAAUGUCUGUUUUGUCUGUCAUCGUUUUUUCUUGAUACUUGAACUAUACUGUAGAAAGCUUCUACUAUAGGUAAAAUCUCUUCUCAUAUCUCAAUGCCUUUUUGGCCAGUUUGUUUGCGGCAAUAAAAUAAUGAAUCCACCAUUUUCACCACCACUGGAACUUUCCAGGAACUUUGGAUAGCUUUUGGAGUCUUUGGACACGACCCUGAUUCCUUUGAAAAGAUGUAUGAUUUCUCAGGCUCAUCAAUCCUCAUUUCGCUGAAGAAGAGGAAGAAUCAAGGCCAGUUUUUGUGAAAUCCCAAUUUCAGCAAUUCCCCAGCUGCAGAGGCUGCAAAUCUGAUCAAAGUUACCGCGUUUCCUACAAGCUUGUUCCUGGCGGUCCCAAUCCUCUUCACAACUGAGUGAUGAAUUUAUAUUUAUAUAUAUAGACACACAUGUAUGUAUUUAUGUAUGUAUAUAUUCUCAGAUAAAGAAGGAAACUUGAUCUGCCCCCAUAGCUUUACCUUGUUUAUUCACAUCUGGAAUUUGCUGGGUUUAUAUUGUAUUUCUCAAGAAUUUUUAAUAGCAAUCCUUCUUUAAGUUCUGUCUCACAGGUAAUGUUGAUUAAUUUGAAGUUGUUCUCGUCUAUAUGUAUUUCAAACUCCGUAUUAACAUAUGGAGUCUUUCAAAUUAUAUUAAGCUUGAUGAACCGGCGGAACAGGAAUCACAAGGAUGGGGCAGAGAAGAGGCUCCAAGCCUCCAAUAAUGUAAAAAGUCAC